This is a messenger RNA of Oncorhynchus mykiss (rainbow trout), 3950 nucleotides long. RefSeq names its product cleavage and polyadenylation specificity factor subunit 2. Gene Ontology annotation, biological process: mRNA 3'-end processing by stem-loop binding and cleavage. Lineage: Eukaryota; Metazoa; Chordata; Actinopteri; Salmoniformes; Salmonidae. Gene Ontology annotation, cellular component: mRNA cleavage and polyadenylation specificity factor complex. Gene Ontology annotation, molecular function: RNA binding. The record is from RefSeq and is a predicted model, not a curated record.
UCCCAGUGACCUUUGACGUUUAAGCGGCAAACAAUGUCUGAGUCGAUGGAAGAAGUGUGGACAAUCGUUGCUAAAAAUGUCAUAAUAUUGUAAUGUUAGACUCUUCGUGUUAUUGAAUUUUUUGCUCAAUUGCAGUUAAAACCUGUAUGGCACUUGAUGUAUGACAGCUGAGGAAAAUGACGUCUAUUAUCAAACUGACUGCUGUGUCAGGGGUGCAGGAGGAGUCUGCCCUCUGCUACCUGCUGCAGGUGGAUGAGUUCCGCUUCCUCCUGGACUGUGGCUGGGAUGAGAGCUUCUCCAUGGACAUCAUUGAUUCCAUGAAAAGGUAUGUCCACCAGGUUGAUGCGGUGCUCCUCUCCCAUCCUGAUCCCCUGCACCUGGGGGCCCUGCCCUAUGCUGUGGGCAAGCUGGGCCUAAAUUGCCCCAUAUAUGCCACCAUCCCCGUCUACAAGAUGGGUCAGAUGUUCAUGUAUGACCUGUAUCAGUCGCGCAACAACACUGAGGACUUCAACCUGUUCACCCUGGAUGAUGUGGACUGCGCUUUCGACAAAAUCCAGCAGCUGAAGUACUCCCAGAUUGUCAAUCUGAAAGGGAAAGGACAUGGUCUGUCCAUCACUCCACUUCCUGCUGGUCACAUGAUCGGAGGGACCAUCUGGAAGAUUGUGAAGGAUGGGGAGGAGGAGAUUGUUUACGCGGUGGACUUCAACCACAAAAGAGAGAUCCACCUGAAUGGGUGUACGUUGGAGUCGGUGAGCCGUCCCUCUCUUCUCAUCACAGACUCGUUCAACGCUACAUACGUACAGCCGCGUCGCAAGCAAAGGGACGAGCAGCUCCUUACCAAUGUAAUGGAGACCCUACGCGGCGACGGCAACGUGCUGAUCGCGGUGGAUACGGCAGGCCGUGUACUGGAGCUGGCUCAGCUGCUGGACCAGAUCUGGAGGACAAAGGACGCAGGGCUGGGGGUCUACUCUCUGGCCCUGCUCAACAACGUCAGCUACAACGUGGUGGAGUUCUCCAAGUCUCAGGUGGAGUGGAUGAGUGACAAGCUGAUGCGCUGCUUCGAAGACAAGCGCAACAACCCCUUCCAGUUCCGUCACCUGUCCCUGUGCCACAGCCUGGCCGACCUGGCUCGCGUGCCCAGCCCCAAGGUGGUGCUCUGCAGUCAGCCCGACCUGGAGUCUGGCUUCUCCCGCGAGCUCUUCAUCCAAUGGUGUCAGGACGCCAAGAACUCUGUGAUCCUUACCUACCGUACCACGCCCGGAACCCUGGGCCGCUACCUCAUCGACAACCCCGGGGAGAAGAUGCUGGACCUGGAGAUUAGGAAACGGGUGAAGCUGGAAGGCAGAGAGCUGGAAGAAUACCUAGAAAAAGAGAGAAUGAAGAAGGAAGCUGCCAAAAAACUUGAACAAGAAAAAGAGGUGGACGUGGACUCGAGUGAUGAGAGCGACAUGGAGGAUGACCUGGAGCUGCCGGCGGUGGUGAAAACCAAACACCACGAUCUCAUGAUGAAGGGAGACGGCGUCCGCAAGGGCAGCUUCUUCAAACAGGCCAAGAAGUCUUACCCCAUGUUCCCCACCCACGAGGAGAGGGUCAAAUGGGAUGAGUACGGAGAGAUCAUCAGACCGGAGGACUUCCUGGUACCAGAGCUCCAGGCCACUGAGGAGGAGAAGAACAAGCUGGAGUCGGGCAUGGCCAACGGGGACGAACCCAUGGACCAGGACUCCUCAUCCAAAGUACCCACCAAGUGUACCUCCACUACGGAGAACCUAGAGAUCAAAGCCAGGGUGACUUACAUCGACUACGAGGGCCGCUCGGACGGCGACUCCAUCAAGAAGAUCAUUAACCAAAUGAAACCGCGGCAGCUGGUGAUCGUGCACGGCCCCCCCGAGGCCAGCCUGGACCUGGCCGAGUCCUGCAAGGCCUUCACCAAGGACAUCAAGGUCUACACGCCCAAGCUGCAGGAGACUGUGGACGCCACCAGUGAGACACACAUUUACCAGGUGCGGUUGAAAGACUCACUGGUGAGCUCGCUGCAGUUCUGCCGCGCCAAGGACACAGAGCUGGCGUGGAUCGAUGGCGUACUGGACAUGCGCGUGGUCAAGGUGGACACAGGCGUGCUGCCUGAGGAGGGCAUGGUGAAAGGCGAGAAGGGAACUGGCGAGGAGGUUGUGGAAGACAGUGAGCUGGCCAUGGACGUGACCCCUGCUGACGAUGCCACCACGGACCAUAGCGUGGUGGCGCAGCAGCGCGCCAUGAAGACGUUGUUUGGCGAGGAUGUGCGCGAGCUGUCGGAGGAGAGUGAUGUCAUCCCUACCCUGGAGCCUCUGCCUGCCCACGAGAUCCCAGGCCACCAGUCAGUGUUUAUCAACGAGCCGCGGCUGUCCGACUUCAAGCAGGUGCUGCUGAGGGAAGGCAUCCAGGCUGAGUUUGUGGGAGGAGUGCUGGUGUGCAACAACAUGGUGGCCGUCCGCAGGGUGAGUUUGUGGGAGGAGUGCUGGUGUGUAACAACAUGGUGGCCGUCCGCAGGACGGAGGCGGGGCGCAUCGGCCUGGAAGGAUGCCUGUGUGAUGACUAUUAUAAGAUCCGUGAGCUGCUGUAUCAGCAGUAUGCUGUGGUGUAGGAGAGAGGAGCAACAUGCAGCAGAGAUGGUGUCAGUCAUGACAGUAUCACACAGACGGGAUGGAGGGGAGCGAGGACUAUUACCCAGAGGACCACAGGGUUUUAGGUAUUCUCCACACACAGGCUACCUGAGCUCCCCUCGGGAGCCUUUCCAGCUGUUUGAAUUCCAACUGCUGUGUUGAUUUGUUCUUUCCCCCCCAUUUAAAAAUCUGUUUACUGUUUAUUGUGCGUCUUUCCCCACCGCAGUGAGAGACAGAUGGGCUUUUCAGGAGUGACCUCUUCUUGAUGUGAACACAUGAUGUAACCCUUAGGGUCAUUUUUACCUCUCCUCAAGCCCCCUCGGCUCUGGACUGGGCUGGCGAGGUGAAAGCUUACCACACGCUGGAGAGUCCCAACAUCGUUCGACGUAGGCUGGAAUGGUUUAUCUGUUUUUUUUGUUUCUCAUUAAAGCUGCAAUAUGUAUUGUUUUGGGUGACCCGACCAAAUUCACAAUAGAAAUGGGAGUUUUUGAUCUGUCUUUCUCAUUGAAAGCAAGUUUAAGAAGUUGUAGAUCUCUUGUAUUUCUAUGCUUCCCAUUACGUUUUGUUUUUGCAUCUUUUACUUUCGGAUUCAUACACCAGCUUCUAACAGCCAAAACUGCUAUAUUUUGGGUUAUUGAAAAUAUAUUUCACCAUGGUUUAGAUGGUACAAUGAUUCUCUACAGUAUACAUUGUUUGUUUUGUCACACAAACAGAGAUUAGGAGAACCAUUAGAAUUUUAGCAACCAGGAAAUUGCGACUCAAUUAUCGCAUAUUGGAGCUUUAAAUUCCCUUUUCUGAACAAAUAAAUGUGUUUGUUUCCUAUAUAUUUUUCCGUGGGUCGAGAGAGGGGAAUAAGACGUGUAUACGCUGUCGGCAGGGUUGGGGUCAAUUUAGGAAGUGAACCAUGUUUCAAUGAGGUCCAUUUUUUUAAUUGUUUUUUUUGUUUAUUUUCAUUUUUACUUCCUGAGUUGAUUAAAUGGAAUUGAAAUGAAAUUGCCUGUAUGUAAGCAAGUACCAAUACAGGGGCUUUACUAAAUGGUACUGCUGCAGUUACAGUAUGACACCACCAGAUGGAGCUAUGUUUCAUCCAUUCUGUCUGCCUCAGAUUCCCUUUAUCAAGUGUGUUCACACAGCAGCAAUUCCAGGGUUAGAGAUGACAUUGUCCCUGCAGUAAUAUCUUGGUAAAUUAGCAUAAUGCACUGUCAUGUACAUAACACGCUAGAAUAGUCCAUUCUCUCAUGCCUGUAUUUCAGGUAACUGAAAUCAGGUUUAUUAUGAGACCGAGAAAAGUAAAAAUGGAUUUUAAAAUGG